Molecule: messenger RNA, 2486 nt
Organism: Chiloscyllium plagiosum (whitespotted bambooshark)
Lineage: Eukaryota; Metazoa; Chordata; Chondrichthyes; Orectolobiformes; Hemiscylliidae
Source: RefSeq, a predicted model, not a curated record
CCGAGCUGCCCACCAACCGUCACCUCCCCCUAGUCACCAACCGCCAUCAGCAUCGCCAUCCUCUUCAUUGGCAUUCUUACAUUUUCUUUUGUACAAUGAUCGCUGCCAGAAGGGACUUUGGGUCGUUUCAUUCAUCAAAUAUUCAAGAACUUCUUGGAGCUGCAAAGACAGGAAAUUAUGUCCCUCCUUCAUUGCCAUUUGACCUACCUCAAUUUUCGUAUGAAAAUGGAAAAAUACCACCAUUUGGUCAAGACAUGAGGAAAAAGCAUUUUCUUCUUGAGGAGGCAACAACAUUUAUUAAUCAUGGGGCUUUCGGCAGUACUUUGAAAGAUGCUCUCGAUGUUGCCCAGAAAUGGCAGGUGUAUAUUGAACAACAGCCAUUGCGGUUUUAUGACAGAGAACUGUUUCCUCAUCUGGUAUUUGUUACCAAGCGAUUAGCUGAAUUUGUGGAUUAUUUUUGUUGUAUUUCAGAUUGCUCGCCCACCGACUUAGUGCUGAUACCAAAUGUUACCAUGGCAAUGAACUGUGUUAUAAAAAGUCAGGUUCUGAAGCAGGGAGACACAGUAUUCAUGUUAAAUGUCACCUAUGGUGCUGUGAAAAAACUACUUAAACAAGUUUGUGAUGAACGAGGAGUGGCAUUGCAAGAAGAAAGUCUGGAAUUUCCGCUUUUUGGACCUAAUCAGAUUAUCACAAAAUUGAAGGAGUCUUUGCAGCCUGGGACAAAAUUGGCUGUGUUUGAUCAUAUUCCCAGCAAUGCAUCAUUCAUAAAUCCAUUACCAGAAAUCAUCGACAUUUGUCACCAAAGGGGUACAAAGGUACUUAUAGAUGGAGCACACACACUUGGCAUAAUGGAUCUGAAACUCAGCUCUCUAGGUGCUGAUUACUAUACAUCCAAUUGCCACAAAUGGCUGUGUAGUCCAAAAGGUUGCGCAUUCUUGUAUGUAAAACCAGAGCUCCAAAACUGCUUACAGCCACUUGUGAUUUCACAUGGAUUCGGCUUUGGCUUCAGUUCUGAAUACAUCUGGACAGGUUUAAAAGACUACAGUGCUUUCCUGGCUCUUCACACUGUGUUGGAUUUCUGGGAAUCUCUGGGUUUGCAGAGAGUUCGAGGAUAUAUCAAAGAUCUUAUGUCCCAAGCUGCAUCAAGUGCAAGCUGGAGCAGGUGUAGUGAACAAGCAAGAGAAAGAAGAAGACAUUUCUAUGUGAAAGUCAAAUUAAAUGGAGGUCCCCUUGCUAUCACAUUAUUCUGGACUUAUGAUCACAUGUUGACAUGCACUAAAAUGGAUUUACUAGUGAACCGUUGGAAAACUGGAUUGCUGGCCCCAAAAGAAAUGUUUGGCUCUAUGGCAUGUGUUCAACUCCCAGAAUAUCUACUAAAGGAUGGAUAUGCAAAUUAUGAGCAAGCAGAGAUCAUCCAGAAUGCCCUUUACAGCCAGAAUAACAUUGAGGUGCCAGUCAAAGCCUUGGGAGGAAAGCUCUAUGUUCGGAUCUCCGUACAUAUCUAUAAUGAACUGGAGCAGUACCAGAAACUUGCAGAUGCAGUUGAAGAACUGACACUAGAGUAGGCUGGGGACAAACCAUAUAGUAUUCUAACUGUCUUCUUACUGCUACACAUCUGAUUAUACUAUUGCCUUAAUCAAAAGUACUAUGUAUAGAAUUGACUUUUGACGAUAUUGACAAAAGGUAGUUUUGUUUGUAAAACCAGCAGAGAUCCAGUAUUAUAACAAUGCCCAAUGGAGUAAUAUUCGAGUCAUAUUACAGAUUAAUGGGAUAGAUUAGAAUUGUGAAAACUGAAUGGAUUUGUGUUUUUAUCAAUGUGCUUUUGCAGCUUCUGAAAUGUCCACUGCCGCCUGUGGUAGAUUAGCUUUAAAGAGCAACAAAAGUAGUUACAUGGAUUGGACUGAAGUAUUUGUAGUUUGUCUUUUAAAGAUGCCUUAUUCAUAAAUGGAACUUUCAAGGGAAAAAUCAAUCCUAGCCCCUGAGUUUGAUUAACAUCAAUCCUUGUGGUAUAUGUGGAAGAUUGUUUUAGAGUCACUGACCUAGAAAUUCAAAGCCUUUCAGGAGUUGGAGAGGUAGUGCAGGGUAUAAGCCCUGCCCAGAAUUCUGAGAGCUGGGCAUCACUGAUAUUUAACCUCAGGCUUCCUUGUCAUAGAGUUGGAAGGUACUUUAACCUGUUGGCAAAGAAAACACUUGAAGUGAAAAAAAUCAGCCCACUGCUAGCUCCAGAGCGGCCCUUGUGUAAGUAGGUGUAGAUGUCAACUCUGGAUGGUUUCUGGGGGUACAGGAGGGGUGGGGGAGGCACAGUGGUAAUUGUUGUCACGUUUCUGAAAGCAACUGAAUGGAAUCUACAAAAUUGGUCAGUCAAUGUGCCUCCACAGUGUUACGACACGGGGUAAGCCCUUCUGCUAAUUUAAACCAGAGUCGAGAGUGUGAUACUGGAAAAGCACAGCAGGUCAAGCAGUAUCCAAGGAGCAGAAGAAUUGAAA